UUCAUUUGUGGGACGGUAACGGUACGUGCGGGAGUGUCCAUGAAGUCUUGCAAACGAGAAUGAUAAGCGAGUGACUGUGACAAGUGUACGGUUUGGUCGGGUAGUGGAUAAUGUAGGUCGGAUACGGUUUGUUUUGGUUAAUUAUUAGGUGUUUGAUGUAAAUUAAAACGCCGAGACUCGAUCAGUGUGUGGCCUCAUUUACGGAUGCUGAAGUUAGAAGAAGUGAGCGUGUGAGGUACUUUAAAGUAAACAGUUUGUGUUCCCGCUUACUGAAAGUGCAUCGUGAUGGCUGAAGGAGGAGCAACGAGCACCAACCCCAACGCGGAGAUCGUGCGGGGCCAGGUCUUCGAAGUGGGGCCCCGCUACGUGAACCUGCAGUACAUCGGCGAAGGCGCCUACGGGAUGGUUGUGUCGGCCUUCGACAACGUGAAGAAAACGAAAGUCGCCAUUAAGAAAAUAUCGCCCUUCGAGCAUCAGACAUAUUGUCAGAGGACUUUAAGAGAAAUCAAAAUCCUUACACGGUUUAAGCAUGAAAACGUAAUCGACAUUCGAGAUAUUUUAAGGGCGGAUUCUAUUGAUCAAAUGAAGGAUGUCUACAUCGUGCAAUGCCUAAUGGAAACAGAUUUAUACAAAUUGUUAAAGACACAGAAAUUAAGUAACGACCACAUCUGCUAUUUCCUAUACCAAAUACUACGAGGGCUGAAGUACAUCCACUCGGCGAACGUGCUACACAGGGACCUCAAGCCCUCCAACCUGCUACUUAACACCACCUGCGACCUCAAGAUAUGCGACUUCGGGCUGGCGCGGGUAGCGGACCCUGACCACGAUCACACCGGCUUCCUCACGGAGUAUGUGGCCACGCGCUGGUACCGCGCCCCGGAGAUCAUGCUCAACUCCAAGGGCUACACCAAGUCCAUAGACAUCUGGUCAGUGGGCUGCAUCCUGGCGGAGAUGCUGUCCAACCGGCCCAUCUUCCCGGGCAAGCACUACCUCGACCAGCUGAACCAUAUCCUGGGCGUGCUCGGCUCACCCAGCCAGGAGGAUCUCGACUGCAUCAUCAACGAGAAGGCUCGUGGGUACCUGGAGUCGCUGCCGUUCAAGCCGCGCGUGCCGUGGGUGGAGCUGUUCCCGGGGGCCGACGCGCGCGCCCUGGACCUGUUGCACCGCAUGCUCACCUUCAACCCGCACCGGCGGAUCACCGUGGAGGAGGCGCUCGCGCACCCGUACCUCGAGCAGUACUACGACCCCAACGACGAGCCCGUAGCAGAGGAGCCGUUCCGCUUCGCGAUGGAACUGGACGACCUUCCCAAGGAGACACUCAAGAAGUACAUCUUCGAGGAGACCUUACUCUUCAAGCAACUCAACGAAGACGCGUAGGCGCCUAACUACCCACUGUCUUAAUCAGAUCUACUUUGUCCUCUGUAUUUGUGUAUGUGGUAAGCGUUCUCGGCCUUUAUAGCGACGGAGCAAGGAUGAUUGUUUCUUAGUUUUGAUGGUUCCUAGUUCUUAUAGCUAUCCUUUGACUGAUGAGGCGAUGGUUCCUACAUCAUAUGUAACGUAUGGGAAACCGGGGUAUCUUUAAGAAAAUAGUGAAUAUUACUACUAAAAUACGUUUUCCCAGGUUUCCCUUACACAUGAAUGUAAAAGUAUAUCAAUCUACGAUAUUCGCACACUGUUUGCGAACUGGUAAGAAAUAAUCAGUAUGUAUGUUAUAUACAUUAUUUUUUGACAACGCGAAGAUAAUCCAGCGGUGACCGACAGAUAUCUUAUCAGAUCGCGUUACCGCGAUGUAACGAGAAUUCUAAAUUACAGAAAAUUGUAGCAGGAAAAUGAAAGGCUUUGUACGGACAGACGGACAAUAGGUCUAAUUAAACGGACGGUGAAGUCAACGUAGUUUGACGUUAUCAAACGUAUAGUACACGCCGCCGGACAACCAAAGCUUCACUCCGACCGGCGGCCCUGCUUAGCAUAACCAUGCCGUGCCGAGCCAAAACGGUGAAUACAUCUCGCUAACGUGAACUAUAUGAAAAUUCAUUCGCCAUUUUGAAUCGGCAUGGCUCCCUUAAGUAUUGGACGUGGGACUUGGCAACGAGUCGACGGGAUCAGUUGGUAUUAUACUGUAAGAUAGAUUGUGUAAAUGGGGCAUCAAUGCUUUUCACUGACUCAAAGUUUGUGGUCAGAUCUUCGAAUCCUUUUGCGAAAAACAUUUCGGCAAAAAACAUUAAGGUGUACUUUUACCAGUGAAAGUUGCAUUACUAGAGAGAAAAUAUAGUUUUCUUGUCUGUACAGCAGUAAUAAAAGAAUAUGCAUUUCAUCUCGUGAAAUUCAAUUGAAAUGCUUAUAUUUUUGAAAUAAUACGAAUUCAGAGAGACAGAAUUGCAAAAGUUACCUAGAAAUAUUAAAUAUAAAGAAAUUUUAGAGGGGAAGUUCUUGGUGUAAUAACUGCAUUAGUUAAGCGCUUUAUUGUUUUACCGUAAAUAGAUAAAGAGAUGCAUGUCUUUUAUUAAAUUGACUUCGCAAACAUUCAAGUUUCUUGAAAAAAUAUUACACUAUUUUAGUUUUCUAAGAAUUUGAGGACAGCGAAAUACUAAGAGCAUUGAAGUAUAUAAAUACAUGUCUGAAGAUUUGUUCUAUUGUUGAUAUAUGCUACAAAAGGCUUCUUUUUAGCAUUAUUUACAUUUGCAGAGCUUUUACCUAAACUCUUGCUAUAGUAUUUGUCAGCUACUGAAGAACUGAUCAUUUAUGUGAUGUUAAGAGAAAUAGUUUUACUUGAAAUGUCUAUACACAAGGGUCGUCACGACUGGUUCAGAUUGUAGAAAAGUUGAAACAGUAUAAUGUAAAUGUAAGCGUAGAAACCUUAUAGGAUAUUAGAUAGGACUUUCCGAAAUUUAUAAACGUUAAAAAUUAACAGUUGGUAUUUGGGUAUAUGAUACAGAUACAGCGACAGAGAGGGAAGUGUUGCAGUAUUACAACUUGUGCAGUUGAUUUGGGUACAAAGCUAAUUUAUUCUCUUUGUGCCCUUGAUUAGACUCGAUUUUCGAUAUGUGUAAUAGCCAAAUACAAAGCCAAGAUAUUUGACUGCGUAAAAGGAUAUCGUGCUUCACAUAAUUGCUUUGCUACUUUGCAAACAAUGUUUUAAAUCGCCAUCGUAAACGGCUCGUUAAUAUAAUACAUAUAAAUAAUAGGUAACUGUGUCAAAUGAUAUGAAAACGUACAUCAUGACAUCAUAAUACGGUUACAAAAUAAUGAUAAAAUGUAUCUGCGUAUUCAAUUCGCAUUUAUUACUUGACAUCUUUAUUGUCGCGAACAAAAUAAUAAAAGUAGUCUAUACUAUACAUCGAUUGGCAUCUAUUUUUGAAGGGACAGAGGGCCGAAUGGCGAGAAAGUGUACAUAUUUUUGCAUUUCAAUAAAUGUAAUUUAAAGUUUCACCGCUUCAGACUCUCGAGCACUACUUUUAUUCUUCGACUGUAUCGUGGUCUACUUUCGAAUAAUCGUGUCUCGUUGUCUACGGUGAAAGUAUUUGUUGAAAAACUUGCUUGUUCAAAUGGUUUAUCUUAAUAAUUAUCGUCUUCCUUGUAUUUGCAUGUUAGCGCACAACUGUUCUAGAAUAGGCGAUUCAUAUCAAAUGUGUUUAAGAGAAUGUUUAUAAUUAAAAAUUGCUUUGAUUGGGCGGGAGUUUGUGUCAAGUUUUUCAACGAAUGGUCGGCUAUCGGUAUGGUGCAGGCGCGGUGGCGAGAGGGGUCUGUCUGUUGUUAUACUCUAUAUGUCUAUAAUGAUGUUGUUAGUAUGCUCGGUAUGAAAUCUGAGCAUUGUCUCACUAAGACCAUAGUAAAAUGGUAAAGUAGGUCAAAUGACGCCCUGUCGUAUGUAUUUGAUUCAGUCCAUCGACGCCCAGUUCUAGCCGCCUGUAGUAGACAAGCGCGAAAUGCUGUGUUCAACUUUUAUCGGAAAUGACCUUCUUUCAUCCUUUUACUAUGCUAAGGACUUUAAAGUUGUUACGCGUUAAAUACAUUUGUCAUUCAAGUGAAUCAUAAAAUGCAUUCAAAUAAUUUAAUGAGAUUAUAUCUAAUAAGAUCAGGAUGUUGUGAUGUUAAAUAGAUGUUGAUUUUAUCCGUCACACACAGCUCUUCCAUACAGGUACAAUAUUAACUACAUUUAAUCAUAGCUAUUUCAGACAUGUUUUAAUAAAUUUAAUUCUUAUGACAAAUCAUUUGUCAGUGUUUUAAUUGUAAUCAUAAAAUGAGUAGCAAUGUGAGUAUUUUCAUCUGUAUUGUAAGACUAUAAUUAGUCGUUACCUUGGUUAACUUAAAAGACAAUCAAUUUAAGAGUUACUGUGACGUUUAGUAGUAAUUUUACAUCGAAUAAGUGAGUCGUUGUCUUCAUAGACUGCUGUCAACUGUCAUGUACACCCUCGCCAGAUAUUUAGGAGACCGAGGCAUGAAAAAAAAAUUAUUAUAAUUAAAAAGACCAGUGAGCGUUGAAGAUAUCCACAGGUCACCUAAAUUCCUGGUAGGGGUCUGUAAUAACCCUAAUCGGAAUGCUAGAACUCCUUGAUAUGCCUCCACUAUAUGAGGCUCUACUUUUACAACUUCAAAAUGAUGACACCAUUACUAUCAUGUAUUUAUUGUUAAAUAUGAGUGUUGCCAUAUUUUCUUAAGUCAUUAUGUACAAAUUGGAUAUAUUAAGAUAAUUUGUUGUCAGUCAACAGUUGAAUAUUACGAAAAUAAAUCAAAUGAAAGGA
Messenger RNA from Leguminivora glycinivorella, 4742 nucleotides. RefSeq names its product mitogen-activated protein kinase ERK-A (gene rl). NCBI's taxonomy places the organism in Eukaryota, Metazoa, Arthropoda, Insecta, Lepidoptera, Tortricidae. The record is from RefSeq and is a predicted model, not a curated record. The coding region runs from base 286 to 1377 and encodes 363 amino acids. The transcript is spliced from 8 exons. Gene Ontology annotation, molecular function: MAP kinase activity; ATP binding. Gene Ontology annotation, biological process: intracellular signal transduction; protein phosphorylation. Gene Ontology annotation, cellular component: cytoplasm; nucleus.